CAGAAAAUGGGGAAGAGAUUGAGUAAAGCGCGAUCAAUCUGCUGCUGCGCCUCCCCACGGUCAUCGUGCCGGAAUCCACACGCGAUUUUCAGCUGGUAUGAAGAGGAUGUAUGGGACGAGGUUGCCAAAUUGUUGGAUGGGAGAUCUCUAGUGAUGCUUGCUGUAACUUGCAAAUGGUUUCAAGUUCCUGACCCUGGAAACGUCCCAUUCAAAUGGAUCGAACUCUAUACCACAGCUUUUGAUGGAAGUCACACAUACAUGUUCCAUCAGCAGGAGAAACAUAUUGAUUAAUUGGGUGCGAAUUGGAGGAUUCUUGUUUGACUCACCUGAUGCUCUCCUGACUGAGAGUUUAAUAGAAUGCAUAAAAACUCCCAAAGAGGAGACGUCAGAGAAAUUGGUGAAGAAAGAAGGAUACUGUUUGUUAAACAAUAUUAAAACUGGAAUUUGGAUUGCUGACGUUGGAUGCUAGGCAUAUUGAACUCUUCCUUAGAGAGGAAUAUCGUAGUGGGAGCUGGGACUACCACCUUUAAGGAUCCCAUAAUGUCUACAACCAGGCUGAUGUGGCUUCUGCUGGGAUUUUCGACAUCAAACAUCUCAAUGAUGAAUCAACUUCUGGAACAACAGCAGCCUCAAAACUGCGGCGGCUACCCCGGCUUCUCCCUCACUUGCUCCGACGAUAUUGCAGGGAGAGGAGCCCUUCUCUUGACCCUCCCAUAUUCUGGAAACUUCUCCGUCCGCUACAUAAACUACCUCAUGCAAGAGAUCCAACUCUACGACCCGGACGGCUGCCUCCCGCUGAAGCUCAUGGCUCUGAACCUGACCUCCUCGCCCUUCGAGGCCAUGUACAUGGACGAGUUCGUCUUCCUCAGCUGCCCCCGCGCUGCGGUGGCUGGGACGGGGCUCGCCACCGUCGACUGCCUCGGGAACUCCACGUCGGCGGUCGUGGCCACCACUUCGGGGACCCUCGCCGGGUCGAUGAGCAUGUGCACGACUAUGUUCACGCUCCCGAUCCCCGUGUCGUGGGACGACAGCGGCGGGCGAGGAGGAAGUGGUGAUUGGCUGUCGUCGGAUCUUGGCGGAGAUCUGAGGCUGACGUGGAGCUUUCCCGACUGCAAAGGAUGUGAGGCGCGGGGCGGAGUUUGUGGGUAUGAUCGGAACAGCACCGUCGGUGGGAUUACUUGCUACUUUGAUCACGGAAAAGGUAAAAAAGGGCUUGAGGUAUUCAAAAUCAUUGCACUAUCAAUAGUGAUACCAGCCAUCAUGUGCUCCAUAUGCAUUUCAUGCUUCACAUGCAUAGUGGAAAGAAGGGCAGCUCGGAAUAGGGCUGCCACGGUGGCGCCACCUCCACCUCAGCCACCGGCGAUGGUGGGUCUCGACGAGUCAACCAUUGAGUCAUACAAGAAGGUUGUGCUCGGCGAAAGCAAACGCCUUCCCGGACCCAAUGGUGUCACCUGCCCUAUAUGCCUAGUUGAUUAUUGUCCAAAAGAUGAACUCAGAUGCAUACCAGAGUGUCAACAUUGCUUUCAUUCCGAAUGUGUUGAUGAGUGGCUGAGAUUGAAUAGCUCUUGCCCUCUUUGUCGGAAUUCACCAUCACACCCUUUAGAAGCAGUGUGAGUGAAGAUCAAUUGUAAGUUCUAAAAGGAUACAUCAUGUUAAUAAAAAAAUUUGGAGUUAUACAUGAUAA
Messenger RNA from Salvia splendens (bonfire salvia), 1684 nucleotides. RefSeq names its product putative RING-H2 finger protein ATL21A. The record is from RefSeq and is a predicted model, not a curated record. The transcript has 7 exons. Lineage: Eukaryota; Viridiplantae; Streptophyta; Magnoliopsida; Lamiales; Lamiaceae. Bases 463 to 1614 code for a protein of 383 amino acids. Gene Ontology annotation, molecular function: polysaccharide binding.